UUGCAGCCAGGUGAGCUCCAGGAAGCUGGGCUGGUUGUGCCCAGCAGUCAGCCUGCCUGCCUUCAUCAAAGAGCUGGUAGCUUUGCCUCCCACCUGCGUGGGGCUUCUGGAAGCGUCUACCUGGGUGUCCCUUGGUCCUGCAGCCGCAAACAUCGCACACUGCAUCCAUCCUAUGCCUGUGGCAGACCUGCACAGAGCAGGUGCCUCAAAAGUGGACCCUGGAAGCUGCUCAGUCCUGGGAGGUGGGAGCUGGCGCACAAAGGGCACUCCACUCUCAGAAGAAGGUGUUCUCAGGCUCCCGCCCAGUGGACCUGCGGGGUGGUCAGUCUCCAGCAUUCACGCCGGCGCCUCCAGGAGCAGCAGGAGCCCCACCGCCACCUAAGCAGGACGACCCUGGUCUGUGUCCGCCUUGGCCGGCAAGAUGCUGCCCGUGUCCCCGGAGGUGAAGAGCAACCCGCUACAGAAGGCGAACUUCUGCUCACGCCUCUUUGUCUGGUGGCUAAACCCCUUGUUUAAAAUUGGUCACAAACGGAAAUUAGAACCAGAUGACAUGUACUCGGUGCUUCCGGAAGAUCGCUCCCAGCGCCUUGGAGAAGAGCUGCAAGGGUACUGGGAUCAGGAAGUUAAGAGAGCCCAGAAAGACGCACAGGAGCCUUCCUUAAUGAAAGCAAUCAUAAAGUGUUACUGGAAAUCCUAUUUAAUUUGGGGAGUGUUUACAUUUCUUGAGGAAGGCACCAGAGUAGUUCAACCCAUAUUUUUGGGGAAAAUGAUUAGUUAUGUUGAAAACUAUGAUCCUAAUGACUCUGUUGCUUUGCAUGAAGCCUACGGCUACGCGGCAGGGCUGAGCGCCUGUGUGCUCGUGUGGGCCGUUCUGCACCACUUGUACUUCUAUCACAUUCAGCGUGUGGGGAUGAGGCUGAGAGUAGCCGUGUGCCAUAUGAUCUACGGCAAGGCCCUUCGCCUGAGUAGCUCAGCCAUGAGGAAGACCACCACAGGCCAGAUUGUCAACCUGCUGUCCAACGAUGUGAGCAGGUUUGACCAGGUAAUGACGUUCUUGCACUAUCUGUGGGUGGGACCACUGCAGGCUAUCGCAGUGACCACCCUGCUCUGGAUGGAAAUAGGAAUGUCGUGUCUUGCUGGGAUGGCGGUUCUCAUUAUUCUUCUGCUUUUGCAAAGUUGCAUCGGGAAGUUGUUUUCAUCACUCCGGAGUAAGAUCGCAGCUCUCACAGACGACAGGAUCAGGACCAUGAGUGAAGUCAUAACUGGCGUCAGAACAAUAAAAGUGAAUGCUUGGGAAAAGUCAUUUAUAGACCUUAUUACUGAAUUGAGAAGGAAGGAAAUUUCCAAGAUUCUGAGAAGUUCCUACCUUAGGGGCAUUAAUUUGGCAUCAUUUUUUGCUGUGAGCAAAAUCAUGAUUUUUGUCACCUUCAUCAGCAAUGUGGUCCGUGACAACAUGAUCACAGCCAGCCAAGUGUUUGUUGUGGUGACGCUAUUCGAGGCUCUGAGGUGUUCGAGCACCCUCUACUUCCCCAUGGCCAUCGAGAAGGUGUCAGAGGUCAUCGUCAGCAUCCAAAGAAUCAAGAACUUUCUCUUACUUGAUGAGAUGUCACAGUACUACCCUCAGCUUCCAUCAGAUGGUAAAAUGAUAGUGGAUGUGCAAGCUUUUACAGCUUCUUGGGAAAAGGAAGCCACCAGAGUAGUUCAACCCAUAUUUUUGGGGAAAAUGGUUAGUUAUGUUGAAAACUAUGAUCCCACCAAUUCUGCCGCUUUGCAUGAAGCCUACGCCUAUGCGGCAGGGCUGAGCGCCAGCAUGCUGGUGUGGGCCGUUCUGCACCACUUGUACUUCUAUCACAUUCAGCGUGUGGGGAUGAGGCUCAGAGUAGCUGUGUGCCAUAUGAUCUACCACAAGGCCCUUCGCCUGAGUAGCUCGUCCAGGGGGAAGACCACCACAGGCCAGAUAGUCAACCUGCUGUCUAAUGAUGUGAACAGGUUUGAUCAGGUAACAACAUUCUUGCACUAUCUGUGGUUGGGGCCACUGCAGGCUAUCACAGUGACUGCCCUGCUCUGGAUGGAAAUAGGAAUGUCAUGUCUUGCUGGGAUGGCAGUUGCGAUUAUUCUUCUGCUUUUGCAAAGCUGCAUAGGGAAGUUGUUUUCAUCACUCUGGAGUAAGACCACAGCUCUCACAGACGACAGGAUCAGGACCAUGAGUGAAGUCAUAACUGGCAUCAGAACAAUAAAAAUGAAUGUUUGGGAAAAGUCAUUUAUAGACCUUAUUACCAGCUUGAGAAGGAAGGAAAUCUCCAAGAUUCUGAGAAGUUCCUACCUUAGGGGCAUGAAUUUGGCAUCAUUUUUCGCUAUGAGCAAAAUCAUGAUUUUUGUCACCUUCAUCAGCAAUGUGGUCCUUGACAACCUGAUCACAGGCAGCCAAGCGUUUGUGGUGGUGACACUGUUCGAGGCUCUGAGGUGUUCGAGCACCCUCUACUUCCCCAUGGCUAUUGAGAAGGUGUCAGAGACCGUCGUCAGCAUCCAAAGAAUCAAGAACUUUCUGUUGCUUGAUGAGAUAUCACAGUGCUACCUUCUGCUGCCAUCAGAUGGUAAAACAAUUGUGGAUGUGCAAGCUUUUACAGCUUCUUGGGAAAAGGCGUCAAAGACCCCAACCCUACAAGGACUUUCCUUUACUGUCAGACCUGGUGAGCUGUUAGCUGUGGUUGGACAUGUGGGAGCAGGAAAGUCCUCACUGUUACGUGCUCUGCUGGGGGAGCUGCCCCCGAGCCAGGGGACGGUCAGCGUGCACGGGAGGAUCGCGUAUGUUUCUCAGCAGCCCUGGGUGUUUCCAGGAACUGUGAGGAGUAACAUUUUAUUUGGGAAGAAAUAUGAAAAGAAACGAUAUGAAGAAGUAAUAAAGGCUUGUGCUUUGGAAGCGGAUUUACAGCUUUUGGAGGAAGAAGAUCUAACUGAGAUAGCAGAAAGAGGAACCCCACUGAGUGAAGGACAGAAAGCCCGGGUCAGCCUCGCCAGAGCCGUGUAUCAGGAUGCAGACAUCUACCUCCUGGAUGAUCCUUUCAGCGCAGUGGAUGCAAUAGUCAGCAGGCACUUGUUCGAAAGGUGUAUUCGUCAGGCCUUGAAGGAGAAGAUCACAAUCUUAGUUACUCAUCAGUUGCAGUAUCUAAAAUAUGCAAGUCAGAUUCUGACAUUGAAAGAUGGGAUAACGGUGAAAAGAGGAACUUACUCUGAGUUCCUGAAAUCCGGGAUCGAUAUUUUUUCCCUUUUUGAGAAGGGCAAUGAGCAGUCUGAACCAUCUGCAGUUCCAGGAACUCCCUCUGUGAUCUCUGAGUCUUUGGUUCAGUCUCUCCAGUCCCCCAGGCCCUCUUUGAAAGAUACAGCUCAAGAGGACCAAGAAACGGAGAAUAUACAGGUUACACUACCUCUAGAGGACCAUUUGGAAGGAAAAGUUGGUUUUAAGACCUAUAAGAAUUACUUCACAGAUAGUGCUGACUGGUCUGUCAUCAUUUUCCUUAUUCUAGUAAACAUCGCAGCUCAGGUCACCUACGCCCUGCAGGACUGGUGGCUUGCAUUCUGGGCAAAAGUACAAAAUGAACUGUAUUUUGGGGUAUAUGUAAAAGAAGAUGAAGAUGUAGUAUUCAUUCUGAACUGGUACUUAGGAGUUUAUUCAGGGUUAACUGUGUCUACUGUCCUUUUGGGCAUCACAAGGUCUCUGUUGAUAUUCUACAUCCUUGCUAAUUCUUCACAAGCUUUGCACAACAAAAUGUUGGAGUCCAUUUUAAGAGCUCCGGUGUUGUUCUUCCAUAAAAAUCCAAUAGGAAGAAUUUUGAAUCGUUUCUCCAAAGACAUUGGGCAUAUGGAUUACUUGCUGCCCCUGAUAUUUCUUGAUUUCAUCCAGACAUUUCUACUUGUGAUUGGUGUGGUGGUCGUGAUGGUGGCUGCAAUUCCUUGGACUGCUAUACCUGUGAUUCCGUUUGGCAUCAGUUUCUUUUUUCUUAGGCGAUAUUUCUUAGAGACGUCACGAGAUGUAAAACGCCUGGAAUGUACAACACGGAGCCCGGUAUUUUCCCACUUAGCAUCUUCUCUCCGGGGACUCUGGACCAUCCGGGCGUACAAAGCUGAACAGAAGUUUCAGGAGCUGUUUGAUGCACACCAGGAUUUGCACUCAGAGGCUUGGUUCCUGCUUUUGAUGACGUCCCGAUGGCUCGCUGUGUAUCUGGAUGUCAUCUGUGCCAUCUUUGUCACUGUUAUUGCUUUUGGGGCCCUGAUCCUGGUAGAAACGUUGGAUGCUGGGCAUGUUGGCCUGGUCCUGUCGCUCACCAUCACACUUACCAGUAUGUUCCAGUGGUGCGUCAGGCAAAGUGUGGAAGUUGAGAACAUGAUGAUUUCGGUAGAAAGGGUGAUUGAAUACACAGAUCUUGUGAAAGAAGCACCCUGGGAACUUGAGUAUCGUCCACCGCCAUCCUGGCCCAACAAAGGAGUGAUUUCCUUUAAUUAUGUGAACUUCAGGCAUAAGUCGGAUGGGCCUCUGGUGUUGAGGAACAUGUAUGCAGAUAUUUACUCAGGACAAAAGUAUGGCAUUGUGGGAAGAACAGGAGCUGGAAAAAGUUCCCUCAUUGCUGCCCUUUUUAGAUUGUCAGAACCUGAAGGUGACAUUUGUAUUGAUGACAUCUUGACAGUGCGUAUUGGACUUCACGAUUUAAGGAAGAAAAUGUCAGUUGCACUUCAGGAACCUGUUUUAUUCACGGGAACAAUGAGGAAAAAUCUGGAUCCCUUUAAUGAGCGUACGGAUAAGGAACUGUGGAAUGCCUUAGAAGAGGUACAACUCAAAGAAUCCAUCGAAGGUCUUCCUGCUAAGAUGAAUACUGAAUUAGCAGAAUCUGGAUUGAACUUGAGUGUCGGUCAGAAACAACUGGUGUGCCUUGCCAGGGCUAUUCUCAGGAAAAAUCAGAUAUUGAUUAUUGACAAAGCCACAUCAUACGUGGAUCCAAGAACUGAUGAGUUAAUACAGAAAAAAAUUCGUAAGAGAUUUGCCAAGUGCACUGUGCUGACCAUUGCACACAGGUUGAGCACCAUUAUUGACUGUGAAUGGAUAAUGGUUUUGGAUUCAGGGACAUGGAAAGAAUGUAGUUUGCCUUAUUUUUUGCUGCAAGAUAGAAACAGCCUAUUUUACAAGAUGGUGCAACAACUGGGCAAGGCGGAGGCUGCUGUCCUCACCAAAAGGGUAAAAUAGGUGUACUUCAAAAGGAAAUAGCCAGAUAUUAUUCACAAUGACCAUGUGGUUAUGAAUGUUUCCAGUGAACAGCCCUCAGCCUUCACAAUUUUUGAGUCAACACUGUGAUUCUACCAUGAGUUCGUGUCUAUUCCAAAGGCUGUUUUCCAAUAGGUUUUGCACUGCAUAAACUAUAUUCUACUUUUUUUUACACCAGCAACAAAUAUUUACACAUUAUAAGAUGUUAGUUCUCUAACCUCACUCAAUGAUUUCAAGCUCUUGAAAAAUGAUAUAUUAUGUUUAUUUAAAUGUUAUAUUACUUGCUUCUUAUCCAAAUCAGAGGUGCAGGCCAUCAAUAAAAGCUGUCUCCCAGGUUUUGUGUCUUGAGAGACUCCAGAGCUAAAUUCAUUUUCUAAGAUUUGAGACAAAGUUGUCAUAGAUGUUUGUUUGCUGUUCCCAGAAUUACAUGUCACUUUCCAAUUAUAUCAGGGAUUCUGUUUACUUGAAGACUGUGUGAAGUUGCUGUUUUGUGUCACCACUUCCUUUAACAUGACUAGGAUCCAUUUUUCUACCAAAAGACCUCUGGUUAAAAUACUACAGAGAAAACUGAUAGGAAAAACAUAUAAUAUACCAUAGUUUAAGUGAGAAAAAAUAGAUAUAUGGUUAAAUACAGAAGGACAAUAUUAUAUGUUCUAAAAGAGAAGGAAGAGAAAAUAUGCUUUCUCAAAAUAGGAGCCCUUCUAGGGGAUUUGCUAAUGAAGGACAGAUGUGUGCUAGACUGUCUUCUAGAUAGAGGAUUUUAUUUUAAUUUUUUUACAUUACAAAUUGUGGUAAAGUAUAUAUAACAUAAAAUUUGCCAUAUAACCAUUUCUAGUCACACAAUCCAGUGGUGUUAAUCACAUUCACAGUGUUGUGCAGCCACAUUGUCUGGGUAACUUUUGGUAAUUAUGUUUUUCCUAUUUGGUGUGUUAUUUCUGCAGAGUCAUUUUGAUAAAUUUCAUUUUUCUAGGAGGAAUCUGUUUCCUGUGAGUUUUGAGCUUGAUUGACACAAAUUUAUUCAUAAUACUUUAUAUGUUUAAUCUCUGCAUCAUCUCUAACUGUGUUCUUUUGGCUUUUUAAUUUUCUUUUAACCUUUUUUUUUUUUUUAUGAAUAAUCUUGCAUAACUUUUUCCUGUUUUCAAAGAAUCAACUUUUUGCUUGAUUGAUGCUUUCUUUUUUCCCUAGUUCAUCAUAUCAUUCUUUCUUUCCUUCAACUUUUCCUUAACUUUGAGAGUUUUCCUCUAAAUUCUUAAAUUGAAAAGAGAUUAGUAAUUUCAUCAUUUUUCUAAUAUAAGUAUAUAAAGUUGACUUUUCCCCUAAGAUCCACUUUAGCUGCAACCUGCAAGUUUUGGUACUCACCACCGUCAAUAGCCAUAUUAUUAUGUAUUUUCUAAUUCCUAAUUUAAUUCAUUAACUAUAUCUUUUACCCAUGGGUUAUUCAUAAGUAUAAUGUUCUCUAAAUUUCAAAUGCUAAUGGAUUAUUUCUUUUAGAUUGAACCAUGUGGAACUGCUAACAUUCAGUCUUUUUAUAAGCUGUAAAAUGGCACUUUCAUGUGGUUCAACAUAUAGUUGUCUUUUGUUAUUAAUAUGUAACUUAAUUUCAUUUGGUCAGACAACAUAAGAUUGUGAAUUUUAAACCAAAGAUAAGCACGUUCACACUAAAGGUCCUUGUUUGUACCAUUUUGUAUUUUAUUGGGGGGUUUUAAAAUGUUUUAAGGACAUGUGUAACCAGUAGUUUUCAAUAAAAAUCCUCCCCAAAUA
Molecule: messenger RNA, 7015 nt
Organism: Cervus elaphus (red deer)
Lineage: Eukaryota; Metazoa; Chordata; Mammalia; Artiodactyla; Cervidae
Product: ATP-binding cassette sub-family C member 4-like
Exons: 37
Coding region: 422-5236 (1604 amino acids)
Biological process (GO): monoatomic ion transport; transmembrane transport
Cellular component (GO): plasma membrane
Molecular function (GO): ATP hydrolysis activity; chloride channel activity; ATP binding
Source: RefSeq, a predicted model, not a curated record